AUUCGUUAUUUUCAUUAAAAGAUCAAGAAAGAAACCAUAAUAUGAUGAAAUGUAGUUAAAUUAUUGGAGAAAAAUUAAAGUUUUCACUUAUUUACAAGUUUAUUAUAGCUAAAAUAUGAGGUAAUGAAAGGAAAAUUCUAAAUAAUUGACUAAGAUUACAUGUAAUUUAGGCAAGAAUGGGGCGGGGCGGUGCAUGUCAGGUCGAUGGGAGAGACGCGAAGGGUCUGACACUCAAUCAGAACCGCAAUGUACCGCACGUAUUACGGAAGCGAUGAGCCGCUUGGGCUUCCGAGGUGUGGGCGUGGCGUAUACCGUGAUUGACUGGGCAGAGAUGUGGGGUGAUCAGCCCGCGCCCAGUGACAACCUUCUUAGGGGGCCUGAUCACGCGUCCAUUUACGGGUAUCAGGACGUGCUGAGAAUAGUGCGUGGGUUAGGCUUGCCCCCCCAUUGGCAGUACGCGGUCCCGUCCGCGCGAAGUAUGGUUGGGAACUGUCCCGCGGGGUGGUUUGGGGUAUAUACCGAGUAUUGGGUGAUGGGGUUCAAAUUCCCCAUCGACCCCUUGCUCUGCGCCCUGUACCGGCGUCUCAAUUGUUCAGUUGGGCGCCUUUCUCCGUCGGUGAUAAUGCACGCGAGCUGCCUCCGUCUCGCGUGCAAGAGGCUUAAGAUCGAGCCGACUUACGGCUUGUUCCGUAAGUUUUAUAAGAUAAAGGAUCCUACGAGGAGGAGCGAUUGCCUUUCUAUCAAGCGGCGCGACAAGAGACCUGAGGGUUUCGUGUAUGGGUCUCCCAAGUUGAAAAAGACUUGGUUUGAGCGGUUCUUUUAUGUUAAACCGACUCCCGGGGAGUGGGCGAGCGAAUUUGUGGCGGAGCCGACGGAGUGGAAGAAGGGCGGCACGGUUGGGUAUGAGUCGGAUCUGGGGCAUUACGCUGAGCUCAAUGAUGAGUACGAAGCGUGCAUGCAUCAGAAGUUCAACUUAUACGAUGGCGGAGUUGUUUGAACCUAACUGAGUGUAGGAGUGAGGUUCACUGUAAUGGGUCAAGAAGAAUGAACGGCUUGGUUGAACAAGAACUAUGAGACGAAUGAGAGGAAAGAAAGAGUUGCGAGUCUAUAUUUUAGUGAGAUAAAGUGAUGAUCUUAGAGAUAGAGUCUGAAAAAUCCGAUCCCCUCACCCACCGGAGUAAAUGCCAUAUUUAUAGGCUACAUGGUGGUGGGUGAGGUACACAACGGUACAAUGAUGUGACUACCAUGGCGGGGUGACAUGACCUCUGACACGUCAUGGACCAAUACCAUAUCCCUAGGGACGACAAGACCCUCGGCCAUGACUAUACCUAGGACUAUGAUGUUGACUACUCUAGGGCUAUGAUGAUGACUACCCUUCGGGUGACGCGGCGCCGCUAUUACACUUCUCGUUGAGGGCCGUUUGGAGUUUACGCGCGAGCUUUCCAGGCCAUUCUCCGUACUCGCGCGCCAGUACUCGCGCGCCGGCUUUGGCGCGGUCGUCUUUGGCGCGAUCAUCCUUAGGUAUUUCCGAGUCACAUCCCCAACAUAACAUUUUACGUUUGAUUAAUCGUUACCGUCAAGUAGAAGAAGAGUGAGCUGUAUUUUAAAAAGGUUCUAGAGCUUCCCUCAUAAAUAGGUAUGGCAAUGGGCAGGUCUGGGACGGGUAUCUCGAUACCCAUACUCGCCCCGUGGCAGGUCGGGUCCAGGUCAGGUAAUUUAUCACGGGGCAGGUUGGGGGCAGGUCGACUCAAUGGGUAUAUAAUUUAUGUGAAAAAUAUUAGAAAUAUUCGUUAUUUUCAUUAAAAGAUCAAGAAAGAAACCAUAAUAUGAUGAAAUGUAGUUAAAUUAUUGGAGAAAAAUUAAAGUUUUCACUUAUUUACAAGUUUAUUAUAGCUAAAAUAUGAGGUAAUGAAAGGAAAAUUCUAAAUAAUUGACUAAGAUUACAUGUAAUUUAGGCAAGAAUGGGGCGGGGCGGUGCAUGUCAGGUCGAUGGGAGGUACCCAUGUCCGUUCCGCCCCGCGUACAGGACGGGUCGGACCACCUCAAAGCAGGUCAAACAGGUCAGGUAAAAUGAGUCAGGUCGAAAUUGCCAUCCCUGCUAUAAAUACAUAACAUAGGUAUGAUAUAUUCAUAUAUGUUGAGCAAAAUUUGAAAACGAUGGGAAUGACAGGCUAUUAGCCUUCAUCUCCUCCAAAUUUUUGCGUCGAAUCCUAAUAUGAUCUAGUCUUUUUUUUUUUUCAUUUUGAUUUCUCUAAAACUUGGUUCCACGUUUAUAUCUCACAAAAACUGCAAUAGUCGACGAGACUAUAUGAACAAUCUUUGUUAAUAAUUAUCCACUAUGAAGAAACUUUAACAGUGAGAUGCAACAAAGUGUAAUCAAAGCAGCACUCUUUGAGAAGUUCCGUAAGUACCAAAAUAUUUUUGCUUCUAAAGUUGAGGCCUUGGUUAUGAUAUUCACCCUUAGAAUAACGUAAAAAAUUUGUU
This is a messenger RNA of Linum trigynum, 2484 nucleotides long. The record is from the annotation of a GenBank genome assembly. NCBI's taxonomy places the organism in Eukaryota, Viridiplantae, Streptophyta, Magnoliopsida, Malpighiales, Linaceae.